This is a messenger RNA of Polypterus senegalus (gray bichir), 1898 nucleotides long. RefSeq names its product protein kinase domain containing, cytoplasmic b (gene pkdccb). Bases 66 to 1454 code for a protein of 462 amino acids. Gene Ontology annotation, biological process: protein phosphorylation. NCBI's taxonomy places the organism in Eukaryota, Metazoa, Chordata, Cladistia, Polypteriformes, Polypteridae. The transcript has 7 exons. The record is from RefSeq and is a predicted model, not a curated record. Gene Ontology annotation, molecular function: non-membrane spanning protein tyrosine kinase activity; ATP binding.
CGCACCAAGCGAUUGAGCAGCACGCGCCGGCCAGCGGUGCACAGCUGCACACGCUCAUCUGCAGGAUGCACGGGCGAGGCGCACUUCUGUCCGCCGCGGCCGUCUCGGCCCUCAUUCUUCUAGUUUCGUAUGUGUCUAGGGACAGUGGGCGCGCGCAGACAGACAAUCGGGACUCCCAGCCUAGCGCCCUACGGUUGGAAAUCAGGCGCAGACACAAGGAACUUCUCCCUUUCUACAACGACCAGGACGAAGAGGCUCCAGGCGUUGUGGACAAAUUCGCGCGGACUUUAGAGCACCUGGACGAUUGGAAUAUAAGGGCACUCGGUGCCAGCGUCGCCUUGCUCGGGUGCGACGAUCUGCGUUACAUCACGCUAUUCGAAUCCCUGGGAUCAGGCUACACGAAGGCAGUGCUGAGAGGCGCCCUGCCGAACGGAGCCGCGAUCGCCAUCAAGUCAGUGAAUGGCCAGGGAAUCGACAUGCAGCGCUGUUUGGAUGACUUCGGGGACUUGGAGGGCUGUUACCGGCUGGUGUCUUACAAGCUUAUCAAGGAGAUUCUCCUGCUGCAGAGGCUUCAACACCCAUCGAUGAUUAGGCUCAAGGGACACUGCUACCGGAGAGAGCCUGACAUGAGAGUGAUGGCGGUCCUGGAGCUGGGCUCCCCUCUUGAGAUGAUUCCACUCCUUCAGACGCCCUGGGAGGAGCGGUUUCGGAUUUGUAUAAGCCUUGUGCGGCUACUUCAUUACUUGGCCCACUCUCCACAUGGCUCAGUGGGCCUGCUUGACUUUCAGCCGCGUCAGUUUGUGUUGGUGGAUGGGGAGCUGAAGCUAACAGACAUAGAUGAUGCCACCAUUGAAGAAAGAAUGUGCUCCUCAGACCGCGACUGCAUCUUGGAGUUUCCCACCAAGAACUUUUCUGUCUACUGUGAUGUCACAAGGAGAUGCCAGGGUCUGAAUGAGAAGAGGAACCUUUAUAAUGCUUUCAGGUACUUUUUCACAUAUCUGCUCCCUCACCGCUCACCUUCUGCGUUCCAGACCCGCCUGGAAAAGAUUAUGAACCAAACAGGAAACUUAAAUAUUGGGAUAAAUGAGACGUUGGAAGCGUUUGAAGAGAUCUUGUACUUAUACAAGUCCGGGCAAUAUCUGCACAAGCUUGUUCUUUCCUCAUUAAAAGAUUAUUCAGUGCAUAAAGGUUUUCGGGUUAAGGAUGAUGGUGAAUACAGAUGCUGGCCCUCAUAUGAUCAUCAAAGAUGUCUGCUGUCUGUUCACAAUGAAGCUGAAGCUGCUGAAAUGUGCAGCUCUCGCCAGCAAUGUGUUGGCUUUACUCUAACUCCACAGAGAACGUGGACAGGACGGCACCUCGUGUCAUUUCACAGCGACGUUGACAAACUUAUACCUGAUGUGUCCUUCUCUGUCUACGUGAGGAAGCCUGUGAGCUCUGGGCCAGGACUGCAGUGAUGAAAGCCUAGCCCUGCCACCCCCCACCAUGGAGGCCCAGGACUUUUGCUUAGAAAAGCACUUGCAUACAGACUCUCACUGCUGCUUCGAUGCAGCGGCUGCCAGAUGUUCCAAGAAGCGCGACUAUUUUCAGCUCCGCGCCGCCAUGCCAAGAAAAACACAAACGUCCCUCAGCCCAGUGCCGCUUCACAUUUCUGUGGCUCCUUCAUAAAUAUUUCCAUCCUUGGAGUCAUCUGGAGAAAACUGCGGCUGUGGGGCAAAUCCCUUUUUCGUUCUUUCUUUCUUUCUUGCUGGAUUUUUUUUUUUUUUCUAUUUAUGAUUUGCACGUACAGUUCCACUCGCCGUGACAAUGCAUCCUAUGGAUGAGGAGAAGCGUCAUGGACUAACGAGUUCUCUUUCAAAGAAAGACAAUGAAUUUAUGAAGCAAAUAAAAUUUUUAAUACA